Protopolystoma xenopodis is the source of this 504-nucleotide messenger RNA. NCBI's taxonomy places the organism in Eukaryota, Metazoa, Platyhelminthes, Monogenea, Polystomatidea, Polystomatidae. The record is from the annotation of a GenBank genome assembly.
AUGUCUUUUCACGACCGACAAAAGCUCAACAAGGGAAUAUCGGGGUCUCAGGGCGGUGCUUUGAGGACCCAUUCUUUCAUCUGCAAUUGCAACUCCAAUGCAAUCAUUCUAAAGCUUCCGACGAGAUAUGGCGAUACUCGGAGUCUUCUUUCAAGAAAAAGACAUUUCUCUGAUGACAUCUCUUCUAAUGUAUUAGGGAGCCCGCCUGGAGAGCAACUUCUCUGCCGGCUUAAGCCGAGAUAUUGGUUUGCGGCACAUCUGCAUUGCAAAUUCAGCGCUUUAGUUGAGCAUCCGGAAUCUGACAAAUACACUCGUUUCCUAGCCUUAGACAAAUGUCUGCCGCGACGUGAUUAUCUUCAGUUCCUCGACAUAGAGCCUACAAGUGAUCACGUCUUCAUUGACACGAUUGUUUCGCGCCAACUCUCUACUGUUGAGAACCCUAAUUCAUCUCCAACUAUGAAAAACGAGACCGUGGGUGAAUCACCUGAUCUGUUCCCAGGGUAA